Molecule: messenger RNA, 1570 nt
Organism: Myodes glareolus (Bank vole)
Lineage: Eukaryota; Metazoa; Chordata; Mammalia; Rodentia; Cricetidae
Gene: Dlk1
Product: delta like non-canonical Notch ligand 1
Biological process (GO): heterophilic cell-cell adhesion; establishment or maintenance of epithelial cell apical/basal polarity
Cellular component (GO): protein-containing complex; plasma membrane
Molecular function (GO): calcium ion binding
Source: RefSeq, a predicted model, not a curated record
GCGCGGGUCGCUGCCGCAGCUCCUCGGCGGCCCGCACUUAACAGCGUGCGCCCCGGUGCAACCCUGGCUUUCCCUCCGCUGGACACCCGUGCCCCCUUCAUCGUCCGCAACCAGAAGCCCAGUGCAGCCCCCGGAGCACCCUCUGCCCCGCCGCCGCUCCCCGGACCGCGACCCAGACCGCCCCGAGAUGACCGCGACCGGAGCCCUCCUGCGCGUCCUCUUGCUCCUGCUGGCUUUCGGCCACAGAACCUAUGGGGCUGAAUGCAACCCAGCCUGCGACCCCAAAAAUGGAUUCUGCGAGGAUGACAAUGUUUGCAGGUGCCAGCCCGGCUGGGAGGGCCCUCUAUGUGACCAGUGUGUAACCUCCCCUGGCUGCGUCAAUGGACUGUGUGAGGAACCAUGGCAGUGCAUCUGCAAGGAUGGCUGGGAUGGGAAAUUCUGCAACAUAGAUACACGGGCUUGCACCUCAACCCCCUGUGCCAACAAUGGAACCUGCGUGGAUCUCGAGAAGGGCGGGUACGAGUGCUCCUGCGCCCCCGGGUUCUCUGGAAAAGACUGCCAGAACAAAGCUGGGCCCUGCGUGAUCAAUGGUUCCCCCUGCCAGCACGGAGGUGCCUGCGUGGAUGAUGAGGGCCAGGCCUCGCAUGCUUCCUGCCUGUGCCCCCCUGGUUUCUCUGGCAACUUCUGCGAGAUCAUUGCCAACAGCUGCACCCCUAACCCAUGUGAGAAUGAUGGCGUCUGCACCGAUAUCGGGGGCGACUUCCGUUGCCGCUGCCCAGCCGGAUUCGUCGACAAGACCUGCAGCCGCCCGGUGAGCAUCUGCGCCAGUGGCCCGUGCCUGAACGGGGGCACCUGCCUCCAGCACACCCAGGUGAGCUACGAGUGUCUGUGCAAGCCCCCGUUCAUGGGUCCCACGUGCGCGAAGAAGCGCGGGGCUAGCCCCGUGCAGGUCACCCACCUGCCCAGCGGCUACGGGCUCACCUACCGCCUGACCCCCGGGGUGCACGAGCUGCCAGUUCAGCAGCCCGAGCACCGCAUCCUGAAGGUGUCCAUGAAGGAGCUCAACAAGAGUACCCCUCUCCUCACCGAGGGACAGGCCAUCUGCUUCACCAUCCUGGGUGUGCUCACCAGCCUGGUGGUGCUGGGCACCGUGGCCAUCGUCUUCCUCAACAAGUGCGAGACCUGGGUGUCCAACCUGCGCUACAAUCACAUGCUGCGCAAGAAGAAGAACCUGCUGCUGCAGUACAACAGCGGCGAGGAGCUGGCGGUCAACAUCAUCUUCCCCGAGAAGAUCGACAUGACCACCUUCAACAAGGAGGCUGGCGACGAGGAGAUCUAAGCAGCAUCCCCCCAGGCCCCUCCCUAUUAUGGGGGUUCCGCAGAGCUCACUAUAUGCGGUCUGUGCUUCUCUUUCUGGUGCAGUUUGCUCUCUUUUGUGUGGAAUCUAGUGAACGCUACGCUUACGUGUAUUGUCUUUGCAUCGCUGUGUGACAUGCUGCCAUGCUACAUAAGAACCCCCUUUUCUCCCUCUUAAUGCAUGAUAAUGAAUAAUAAUAAUAUCUCUAAAUGA